Messenger RNA from Meloidogyne enterolobii, 585 nucleotides. Lineage: Eukaryota; Metazoa; Nematoda; Chromadorea; Rhabditida; Meloidogynidae. The record is from the annotation of a GenBank genome assembly.
GAAAUUGCAUGGGCAUUUGGAAACAUUGAAGGAAAAUGAUUUUUUAGGAUUCCUGGGAAGUAUUAAAAUGUGUGAUGAGAAAUUUAAUAAAAGUUUCUAUGAAGACUUCGAACAGAAUACAAAAUUAAAAGAAUAUUUAAAAAAUAUACGCGAAGCUCAUGAAAAAACAUUUAAAAAGGUCAACAUUAAGUUUGAUUUCAGUUUCGAUCUUUUUGAUAUGCUCACGCUGUUUAGCAAUGCUAUUGAUCAAAAUGUGGAUAUAGAAAAUGAUAACGACCCAAUAAACCGCUUUUUUACAAAUUUUGAAAAGGAGAAAUUCCUAGAUCGUGCUAUUUUACAAAAACGUAAAAUUCUAAAACACUUUAGUAAAAAAUCGCAUUCAAAAAAGAGCAAAAUUGGACCGGAAAUGGAUAUCAAAAACGAGGUAAAUCAUCAUAAAGAAGAUUAGAAGGGCGAGAAAAUUUGUGAGGUUUUGGAACUGAUGAGAAAAAUGCUAACAAACACAUUGAUGUUCUAAAGAUUUAUUUAACCACCUUAUUUACCGCUUCAAUGAAGCCUAAAACUGGGUCCCUUCACUCUGUAAGG